UCCAAUCUCUCUCUCUCUCUCUCCCAAAUUGAACUCUCUAGGGUUUAAUCGAAUCCCCAAAUCUGAAUCCGAUUUCCCCCAAACCCUAAUUCGCCGGCCGGGUCAAGAUGAGGAUCAUGAUAAAGGGCGGCGUGUGGAAGAACACGGAGGAUGAGAUCCUCAAGGCCGCCGUCAUGAAGUACGGCAAGAACCAGUGGGCUCGAAUCUCCUCCCUCCUCGUCCGCAAGUCCGCCAAGCAGUGCAAGGCUCGCUGGUACGAGUGGCUCGAUCCCUCUAUCAAAAAGACUGAGUGGACUAGAGAGGAGGAUGAGAAACUUCUUCAUCUUGCUAAGCUCAUGCCUACGCAGUGGAGGACAAUUGCCCCAAUUGUUGGUCGUACUCCAUCUCAGUGCCUUGAAAGGUAUGAGAAGCUCCUGGAUGCAGCCUGUGUCAAGGAUGAGAAUUAUGAGCCUGGUGAUGAUCCACGAAAGUUGCGGCCUGGAGAGAUUGAUCCUAAUCCUGAGUCUAAGCCUGCUCGUCCGGAUCCUGUUGAUAUGGACGAGGAUGAAAAGGAGAUGCUUUCUGAGGCGCGAGCUAGGUUAGCCAACACCAGGGGAAAGAAGGCCAAAAGAAAGGCUAGAGAGAAGCAGCUGGAAGAGGCCAGGAGGCUUGCUUCCCUACAGAAAAGGAGAGAAUUAAAGGCUGCUGGGAUUGAUGCGAGGCAGCGAAAGAGGAAAAGGAAGGGGAUAGACUACAAUGCUGAAAUUCCCUUUGAGAAGAAGCCUCCACCAGGCUUUUAUGAUGUUGCCGAGGAAGAUAGACCAGUUGACCAACCUCAGUUCCCUACAACCAUUGAGGAGCUUGAAGGGAAGAGAAGGGUUGAUGUGGAAGCUCAAUUGAGGAAACAAGAUAUUGCAAAGAAUAAAAUUGCUCAGAGGCAGGAUGCUCCAUCGGCGAUAUUGCAAGCCAACAAGUUGAAUGAUCCAGAAACAGUUAGGAAGAGGUCAAAGCUUAUGCUUCCUGCACCUCAGAUUUCGGAUCAUGAGUUGGAAGAAAUUGCAAAGAUGGGCUAUGCAAAUGAUCUUGCUGUGAGUGAACUCACAGAAGGAAGUGGUGCAACUCGAGCCCUUCUUGCAAAUUAUGCCCAGACACCAAGGCUGGGAAUGACACCCUUACGUACGCCCCAAAGAACACCCUCUGGUAAAGGCGAUGCUAUCAUGAUGGAAGCUUCAAAUCUGGCCAUGUUGAGAGAGUCUCAGACACCAUUAUUAGGAGGAGAGAAUCCACAGCUGCACCCAUCUGAUUUUUCUGGUGUCACUCCUAGAAGAAAGGAAAUCCAGACACCAAAUCUGAUGCUUACUCCUUCAACUCCUGGAGGUGCGGGCCUUACUCCUAGGAUUGGCUUGACACCGUCAAGGGAUUCAUUUGCCAUGACACCAAAGGGAGUCACUCCAAUGAGGGAUGAGCUUCGUAUCAAUGAAGAUGUUGAUAUGCAUGAUAGUGCAAAGAUGGAGCAUCGGAGACAAGCUGAGUUAAGGAAAAACCUUCAGUUGGGUUUAAGCAAGUUACCACAGCCCAAAAAUGAGUACCAGAUAGUCAUGCAGCCAGUUCCAGAAGAUGAUGAAGAACCUGAGGAGAAAAUUGAAGAAGAUAUGUCUGAUAGGAUUGCUAGAGAAAGGGCUGAGGAAGAAGCACGACAACAGGCAUUACUUAGGAAGAGAUCGAAAGUACUACAGAGGGAGCUACCGAGGCCGCCUGUUCCUUCAGUGGAAUCUUUGAGAAAGUCCUUGUUGAGAGCAGAUGAAGAUAAAAGUAAAGUAGUUCCUCCCACUGCAGUUGAGCAGGCAAAUGAAAUGAUUAUGAAGGAGCUUCUUAGUUUACUAGAGCAUGAUAAUGCAAAAUAUCCACUUGAGGAAAAAGUAGAUAAGCGGAAAAAGAAAUGUACCAAGCGCAGUGCAAACUCUACUUCUGCCGUCCCUGAGAUAGAUGAUUUUGAAGAAGAUGAACUGAAGGAGGCUGAUUCAAUGAUAAAUGAAGAGGUUCAGUAUCUUCGUCUUGCAAUGGGACAUGAAGAUAAAUCCUUGGAUGAGUUUGUUGAAGCUCACAAGAAGACCAUGAAUGAAUUCAUGUUUUUUCCCAAGCGCAAUGCUUAUGGGGAGUCAACUAUUGCUGGGCAUGAAGAGAAACUUGAGGCUCUGCAAAAUGAGUUUGAGAAUGUGAAGAAGAAGUUAGACGAUGAUCUCGGGAAGGCAGCGAGCCUUGAGAAAAAGGUUAAAGUCCGAACACAUGGUUAUGAGAUGCGAGCUAAAGACACUCAUUGGCCUAAAAUAGAUGAAACUUUCAAGCAGUUGGACACUGCUGAAAAAGAACUGGAGUGCUUCCGUGCUUUGCAGAAGCAAGAACAACUAGCAGCCUCACACCGAAUAAACAACCUUUGGGAAGAAGUUCAAAAACAAAAGGAGCUUGAGCGCACUUUACAAAAGCGGUAUGGGGGUCUUUUAGUGGAGAUGGAAAGGGUACAACUCCUUAGGGAGAAAUACAUUGCAGAAGAACAAGUACAAAAAGAAGCUGCAGCAAGAAAUGAUAUCGAAUUGGCUGAUGCUUCAGCAGAUGUGACUGUUGCUCAGCCAACUGAUUAUGUCGUUCCUACAGGUGCCACAGAUGAUCUUGCUGCAUUUCAUGGUGAAAGUACUGACCGUCAAGUGGUUGGUACGGAAGAUAUGUCAGUUACCACAGAUGUUAAUGUACCUAUCAACACAACUUCUGUGGCAGAGGGUGAGAGUGACAUACCAUCACAAGUUACAGCUCGGGACUCUGUUACCAGUGGCGAUGCUGUUUCAGGCACUGUGGGAAAUGUACAUCCUACAGAAAAUAUAACAAGCACAGCUGUAGCCAAUGACAAAGUUGAUGGGGCAGAAGUAGCUGAAGAUGAUGGUAUUGUCAACACAGAGGUGACCACUGUUUCUGCUGGGGUGGUCGAUUUGGUUGAAAAUGCGCCAAUGCAAAUAUAAACUUGAGAGCCUAGUUUAGGCGAUCGACUUUUGCUAUCAAAUAUGCGAAGUUCCAACUUUAUAUCGUUGAGUUGCUGAUGUUGUAUCUCUUUAAAACCCAUUACCUUCGUGCAUUCUCUGAAGCUUUAUGGGACUAACGAUUUGCUGGUGCUGAAACAUUUUUGUUCAUUAAAGAUAGUCAACUAAACAGAUAGGAUGAGUUACGUCCUAUUUAUGCUACA
Messenger RNA from Argentina anserina (silverweed cinquefoil), 3211 nucleotides. RefSeq names its product cell division cycle 5-like protein. Gene Ontology annotation, cellular component: spliceosomal complex; Prp19 complex. Gene Ontology annotation, biological process: mRNA splicing, via spliceosome. The record is from RefSeq and is a predicted model, not a curated record. The transcript has 4 exons. Bases 108 to 2990 code for a protein of 960 amino acids. Lineage: Eukaryota; Viridiplantae; Streptophyta; Magnoliopsida; Rosales; Rosaceae.